This is a messenger RNA of Miscanthus lutarioriparius, 291 nucleotides long. NCBI's taxonomy places the organism in Eukaryota, Viridiplantae, Streptophyta, Magnoliopsida, Poales, Poaceae. The record is from the annotation of a GenBank genome assembly.
AUGCGGAGAGCGGGAGGAGGUACACGAGGAGGAGCUCCGUGCUCGUGGCUCUUCUUUUGCCUGACGCCGCUGCCGGUCGAGGUCAUCGCCGAGAGCUUCGGGGAGUGGCUGCGUGAGGAGAUCCGGCUCCGGGGCGAGUUGCAGGAGCCCCAUCAGCUGCGGGUGUCCGUCGGCCACGACCCUCGGCUGUCGGGCCCGCGGCUCGGCGCGGCGCUCUUCGCGGGGCUCACCAGGGCCGGUUGCUCCGUCUUCGACAUGGGGCUCGCCACCAGGCAGGCGCCGGAGGUGUGA